AGUGUGUGGACUGGCAAUCUGUCCAUUUUACAGUGAUAAAUAAGAGAAUAGCCCUUCUAAACCCCUCUUAAUCUGUGCUUCAAAGCUCUAUCAGAGUUUCCAUAUAGAAAUUAAAGCUCAUCGAGUGCUCUUAUUUCAGAACACAACAAACAGCAUCAGUGAUGAUGGCCACUUCCAUUUAGCUGUAAACUUGCUGAGUCCUCUCUCUCACUGUGGCAGUCUAAAUAGAUUUAAAAAUGGGAACUGAGUCACUUUUUCUGCAAGUUAGUGGAAGUUUUUCUUUAUUCUGUUAGUUAUUUGCUCAAAGGUACAUAGAAAGCUGGCAUGCACUUGAGACAAAUUAUAGGCCUACCUAUUCCAGACUUUUGGUUUUAAAUCAGACUCAGCCCUCAACAAUCCAUGUUUUGCAUUAUAAUUUCAGUGGUAUUUCUCCCUCUAAAUGUGAUAUUUAAUCCAUCUCUUUUGCACUUCUUUUUGUAGUUCUUUCCAUUGGUUACUUCAAAUAUCAGUAUCAGUAUAUGCAUUUCAUCUUUAAGAAGUAUUGCAUUAUUGACCAAGAAUAAAGACAAAUAAAACCACUGCCACAGGAAACAUUCCUCUGUCACUUCUGUCUGAGAUCCAGGAGUUCUCUUUCAAGUCGGUCACUUUGACGCUGCUUCAGUAGCUGAAACUGUGGGAAAUCCUCCUAGGGGCAGUGACCUUGAAACCCUAUACCAUCACAGCAAUUUGGUUGGCUGGUGGUGCUUGGCGCUCCGCCCUAUGCUUGCAUCAGUGUGGGCAUAUAAACCAGAGUCCAGCACCACAUCUCAUGUCCGCCCUCUGGACUGGUUUGUGUCAGUAGACCUGUUAGAUGCAUACUUUCCUGUGCGGAUUGCCCCUCAACACAGGCUAUUCUUGAGAUUCGACUUCAAGGGGACUGCAUUUCCUACCCUUUGGGUUGAGAACCCGAUCCCAUGGGUUAAGGGCAUGUCAUUAAAAGACAUUUGUCUGGAUGCAGGAUGGACUUCUAAUACCAUUGCCAGGUUUUAUAACCUGCAUGUAUCUUAAUAAUAAUAAUAAUAAUUAGUUACAUUUAUAUAGCGCUUUUCUAGACACUCAAAGUGCUUUACAUAGUAUAGGGGGAAUCUCCUCAACCACCACCAGUGUGCAGAAUCCACCUGGAUGAUGUGACAGCAGUCAUAGUGCACCAGAACGCCCACCACACACCAGCUGUUGGUGGAGAGGAGAGUACAGUGAUGUAGCCAAUUCAUAUAUAUAGGGGAUUAUUUGGAGAUCAUGAUGGAUUGAGGCCAAUGGGCAGAUUUGACCAGGCCAGUAUCUUCCCACUCUUCCCAGAUUUUCACAGAGAAAGAGGGUUGAUUGUACAAUGUUCACUGACCAGUUGGUGAGUGUCGUUGUAUUGGGUAUUAGGUCUCUCUUUUCCCACUGGUAUGAAUAAGAGUAUGCAAGCAAUGUUUCACUACCCUUUUGGCUUGUAUCAUUGUACCAAAAGUCCUUGGCCAGGUGACCAUCCUGCUCCCCUCCUUCCCACUAGUGAGAAGAUGUGUUAAGACAUUGGACCACUACUCAGUAUGGCUAGUCUCUCCGUCUUGGCAUCAAGCUAUAUGGUUUAUUGUUCUGCCACUUCCUUCCUAUUUUUUCAAAGUGAAGGGGUGGUUAACGCAAUGCCUUUUUACUACCCUGUUGGUUAGUGGGCAUUGCCCUAUCAGCACGGUGUUAUGGUAUACGGCUCCCACAGCAUCAGCUACUGAUGCAGCAUUGAAGUGACCAACUUGAAAGGGAAUGUCUCGGCUAUGAGUUUAACUUUGGUUCCCUGAAAGGAGGGAAUGAAACGCUGCAUAGCUGUGCCUACUACUGCUUUUUUUCUGUUAAGGGACAGUGAGAUGCAUUCUCCACCCUUCAGCUGAAAUAUCCAAUCAAAUUAAGGGAACCAAGGUUACACUCAUAACCAAGAUGUUUGUCAAAAUAUUUUCUGUGAACAAAACUUACCAAAUGUUUCAGUGAAAGACAGACUACUCUGUCCUUCAGAUCAUGAUCAUUUACCAUACAGUGAUUGUAAUUCUAAGCAUUCUACAGCUUCUCUCUCUGAGAGAUUUCUCAAAAAGGAAUGCUUGCUGCUUAUGAAAAGAACAGAAAAAUGGUGUGAGUGGAAAGAGAAGAGAGAGUGAAAAAAGGGAGAAGGAGAGGAGGGAGAAAUGUGCCAGUGUGUAUAUGACUUGCUUUCUGGGGCUGAGAGAGAGACAGAGAGAGAGAGAGAGGGAGGGAGAGAGAGAGAAGGACUGAGUUGCUGAACAACACUUAAAUACCAGAGAGUGAAAACCCCUUUCACUACAACAUUCUCUCACACAAACACACAUCUCCACUCAUAGACAGCAACAGAGCAUUAGCCUAUUUCUCCUAAAUAUCAGGAUAUUCACUGCCUCUUACACACGCACAUUUACACACAUAUAUGCUUCCUUAUUCUCCUCAUGGCUUGUCGGAUGCAACAGCCAACCUGGAGCAGACACCAUUGGAGAAUCAUCCAACGUUUCUACCAGAUGACCCUCUUUCUCUCCCUCCUGUGCCCACCCACUAAGUCUGUUCCCUGGGAAAAUGACUUCAGCAGCAGCCCUGGAGAGGAUUGUGAGGGUUUCCAGGUGGAUGUAUGCGGUGUUUGUGCAGGAGAUGGGAGCUCCUGUGAGCUGUUCAGUGGGACACUCUUUCUUUCUGUGCUCUCUGUUGGCUACCACAAGAUCCUGGACAUUCCCUCUGGAGCUCAACGAGUCAAAAUACAGGAAACACAGAAGACUAGGAACUAUUUAGCUCUCAGGACAGCAACCGGUAAAUCCGUGAUAAAUGGUGACUGGGUGAUUGGCAGGCCAGGACAGUUCUAUUCUGCGGGUACUGAAUUCACAUACAAACGGCCCAAUGAAAUACGUAGCAGAGCGGGGGAAUCCAUCACUGCUCCUGGUCCAACCAAUCAGGAGCUGCAUUUGUUUGUCAUAUACCAACAGCCCAAUCCAACAGUGUAUUAUGAGUACAUUCUACCCAGAGACCCCAUCAUCAGCACACAUUCAGAUACAUACUCUUACUCUAGUGUACUUCCCCUGGUAGAGAGCCAUGGGCUGUUUCCUAGCCCUGAGAUUAGUAACAGUGAAAACUCAAUGGGCAGCCUUCACCCUAACCAAGUUCCAUCGGACCCUAUGACAUCUGAGCCACUCCCUCUGUACAGUUGGGUUGCCAUGACAAAAACUCCUUGCAGUGUUACCUGUGGAACAGGCAGUCGCCAGGUUCUGUUCAGCUGUAUAGAAAGGGCCACUCAAACUACCGUAACAGGGGAUCUCUGCAGCCAAACACACCAUCCCGGCCCCCAGGUAGAAGACUGUCAGCCACAACCUUGCCCAGCCUUCUGGGAUGUUGGGGAGUGGUCUGAAUGCAGUAAGACCUGUGGUCCAGGUUUCCAGUUUCGUCAGGUGAUAUGCCGGCAGACGCAGGGAUACCAUGCCAAUAGCACAGUCGUUGUGGUGACCAGCCUCUGCGAUAAUACAGAAAUGCCCGAGACGACCACUGUGUGCCAGCUAAAGAUCUGCAGCGAGUGGCAGAUUCGCUCAGAGUGGACAGAGUGCUCGGCGCCAUGUGGAGUGGGUCAGCGCAGCAGAGAAGUUGUUUGUGUGGAUAACCUAGGUGACAUUGUUUCUGAUAUGGAAUGCAAUAUGGCCCUUCGCCCACAGGACCUGCAGAACUGUGACAAGGGAGUGUGUGCCAGCAGCUGGUUCUACUCUCUCUGGAGUGAUAGGUGUUCUGCAGACUGCGCAGAUGGCAGUCGCAGUCGGUCAGUGGUGUGUAUGAUGAGUCAUACCAACUCUCUGCCACUGGACAACUGCGAUGAUAAGGAGAAACCAGACGAGCUCAUGCCGUGUGACCUGGGACCCUGCACUGACCAACUGGAAUGGUACACAGGACCGUGGGGACAGUGCUCAUCUGAAUGUGGCAAUGGGACCCAGAGUCGAGGUGUGGUGUGUGUUCUUCAAAGCAAUGGCCAAUUAGGAGUCACCUCAAAUUAUAAUUGCUCUCAUCUGCCCCGCCCUCCAAGUACACAGACCUGCCAUUUGAAAAGCUGUGGUGCACAAUGGUACAUGACAGCUUGGAGCUCAUGUUCUCGUUCUUGUGAGGGAGGCUUUCGAGUGAGGGAGGUACGUUGUUUGCGAGAUGACCAGACCAGUAGCGAUGACUGUGACCCUGCCCUUGAACCUGCAAAACGAGAGGAGUGUAAUACACACAACUGCACGCCACAUAUUGAUGAAUCCUGCAAGGAUUUGUAUUAUAACUGCGUGGUGGUGGUCCAGGCCCGUUUAUGUGUGUAUUCGUACUAUCGCACCACAUGUUGUGCAUCAUGCUCUCAGGUUGUUCAUUGAGACACACUCCAUAGAAUCAGGUGAUCCAGUCUCCUUGUCCUUGGGAUAAGACAUCACUGCCUCCUUCUCCCUGAACUGUGAUGUCCUUGUCUCUUUGAAGUCAGGAGUCAUGACAUCAUUCCCCACCUGUUUUCAGCUGAAUCUAACCCUGAGAUGACAUCACUGCUCACCUCCUCUCUGACUCAAAGAGCAAAGAACACUUGUACGCAUUCACUACCCUAACUUUAUAAAAUACAAAGUGAGAAUGCUCCAUGAGCAAUUUAAUAUUUAUUGCAAAUAAAAAUUUAGCCUCUUUUA
Messenger RNA from Myxocyprinus asiaticus (Chinese sucker), 4691 nucleotides. It is a transcript of the gene adamtsl7, whose product is annotated as ADAMTS-like 7. The coding region runs from base 2469 to 4394 and encodes 641 amino acids. Gene Ontology annotation, biological process: extracellular matrix organization. NCBI's taxonomy places the organism in Eukaryota, Metazoa, Chordata, Actinopteri, Cypriniformes, Catostomidae. Gene Ontology annotation, cellular component: extracellular matrix. The record is from RefSeq and is a predicted model, not a curated record. Gene Ontology annotation, molecular function: metalloendopeptidase activity. The transcript has 12 exons.